AUGAAUGAAGUUUCGAAGCCUUUACCGCAGGUGCCUCCAGUUAUGGAUAGUGAGCAGCCUAAAAGAGACAAAAGCACAGAGAUACCGAGCAGGAAGAGGCCGAUAAAGAGACAGGACGAUGACGAUGACGAAGAAUUUGAGUUCUUCCAUAAGUUUUCUAGAGGCAAUGUCCGCGGUGUCAUACAUUUAAUAACGGCAGAGUUGAAAGAACGCGGUACAGAUGUAGAGUAUUUGAUGAUACCGUUACGACCAGAACAAACUAAUGAAAAGUUACUGAGCUUUCUAAACCAAAUAUUCCCACUUGGAAAUGGACAGCCUGUAAAUGAGAAAAAACAAAUACGAGUAGUCAAUAAGACAGAUGUAUGGACAUUAUUUCAAGCGCUAAAAUACAUUUGGUGUAGACUUCCGGACUCAGAGGUUGUCGGUUGGAAGGCGUAUAAAGAGUUUAAAAUUCGUGAAAAGGAAAAAGACUAUCCAAGAAAGUCAUUUUUAGAGAUUAUGCCUCAAUGUUUAGCCUCACCAAACCACGCAUCAAUAGUAUACGAUUUUUUUGAUCUCAUAGUAACCAUAUCUUCGAACUCAAAGAAAAACAAGAUGAGUGCAAGGAAGAUAUCGAAAAUGUGCGCCAUCUGGGCAUUCAAUGAUAACAAGAGCUCAAGCACAGAUUAUGAUUUCGACUCCUCAUCACCGCAAACAGUUAAUAACUCCAUUCAAAAUGGUUUCGAUCAAUGGAUACCUGGGUCAGACGCCAUGUUUCAUCUAUUAUUAGCAUUUUUGAGAAGCUUUGUACCGAAAGAUGUGGAAAACGCUAAAUUACCCAGAACUCUAAAAAAUUUACUAUUUACUAACGAAUACCCCCCUCAAGACUCUACAGCGUUCAAUUCGGAAACUAUUCUGACAAUUCCGCUAGUAACUUUACAUACGGAUGAAUUUUCUAGGAAACCUUGGCAGCUUCUGGAGAGAUGCAACGAGAUGUUAGAUUUCUCUGAUCAUGAGGCUUUCGAAGCGAGGGAAGACUAUGCCCUUUUGAAGUCCCUAUUUAAAAAGAAGAAUAAUGUUGAAGGUAUAAGUAGGAAAAUGUCUCAGGAAUCAAGGAGGUUGAUGAAAGUACUCUCCACAAAGCAUUCCACAUUUCAGGCGGGCUGGGCACCUCGUAAAGCUUUGGCUAAUGAUUUAGGACUUAAAUCCAAAAUAAGCGUAAAUCGCCUUGAUAUUGACGAUUACUUCAUCUGGACCUGGUUGUCUACUCUAUCUUAUGAAGAAACAUCUGACAAAAGGAAAAUAUUUGGCCGCUCGUUAAUUCUUGAAUUUGAAUUUGACGGAUUCAAGAAAUGGGUAGUCUUCCAAGAAUCAGACUUAGUGUUAGAGCAUAUGUUGAAUGAACAAAAAAAGAAGUCAACAAUAAAAAAUAAAAAAGCUCAAGAAACCACACAGAGUGAUAAUACUAAAGAUAAUGAACAUGUUAGUCAAGAUAUCAGAAAUAUUACACCUCCUUAUGAGAAAUUCCAGAAAGAAGUUCUUAAUAAUUCUGUAAAUCCCUCUAAUGGUCCGUCCAAUGGCUAUCAUACUGUUAUUGAUCUUGAUGCUAGAAAGGAUAAGAACAACAUGAAGCACAAAAUUCAAAAAUGGAAUCCACUUAAUAAUCUAAGGAAAAAAAGUGGAGGAAAUGCUGAGGCAAAGGAGCUACAAGGAGAACGUAAGAAGGUUAAGAAUAAUCAAAAUUAUGACAGUGCACCAUUGACAGACUUGAGUGACCCGUUGGACUAUAAACUUCCGGACAUUGAACCGGAUAAUGAAGGCUUCUCCAUCGAAUUUCCGGAUAUAAUACCAGAUACAGCUAUAAAUACACGUACUGAAAAUGGUCAUCAGAGCGAUCAUGUUAAAGUGGAAAAUUUGGAAGCCUUACCUACAAACCACAACGACAAAUCUUAUCCUGCUCCUCCUUUAUCUAAAUUUAAUGUAAGAAAGAAGCCCUCAAUGCCCCAACUUGUAAAAGAGCCUGUAAAUCUGCCAGUUGAAGGACCGAUGGAGGAGCUAAGUGGCAUGGUAGAACAAAUGAUGGUCCUUGAUUAUGCUAACCAAAAUCAUGAUAGUCAAGAUGAUAUUUUAAAAAACGUUAGCAAAUUUGAACAAUAUAAAAAAAAUGAUCUACAAAGUGUUGAUUCACUAGUAGUGAAUUCUUUAAAGAUAAGCACUGGGACUUCGGAGUCUUUGGUAGACAGUCUUGAACUUCCGAGAAGUAAAAACUCAACCGAUGAUAACUUGACUAGUCAGAAUCCUAGAAUGAAUUUAACGGGGCAUUAUAGUGAACAAGAAGUGAUAAGGGGACCAGGAGAUAGAUCUGGUAUUGAUAAGUAUCAGGGUUCCAAUGGAAUAGAGAGAGCUGCGAAUCACAAUAGGCUACAAGAAAAUUCUAGUAGAGAAAAAGUUCAUACCUAUGGAAAUACAAUUCUUCCACCACCGCAGCAAGUUCAAACAAGAAAAAGUCCUUCUCCUAGUCCAAUAUACAACAACCCUGCUAACUCGAGCCCAAAGAAUGCUAAUGCAUAUCUUCCUUCUAAGCAGAUAUCGAAUAAUAAACCAAAUCCUAGCUUAGAUGCAGAAUACAAUAAGAACAUCAGAAUCGAUCCAGUCAGUAUUCCACAAGAAAGGCAUGAUAGAAAUAAGAUGAUGUCACCACAACAUCAAAGCGGUGGUUUUUCAGCAUCUCCGAUCAAGCAAAGUUCAGGAAAUGGUAUGGAUCCUUACAGUCAAAAUACUCACUACGAAAAGCCUGUAGUAAAUUUGCAGCAGCAAAAAGUUUCACAAGGACAAGAUGGAGCGCCUAAAGUAUAUGUAGCACCACAACAACCAGGUGUUGGCUCGGGAAAUCCAUCCAGAUCAAGUCUUGAUGUAAGAUCUGCACCAAAUCCAGCGCUCGGUCCUUCACCAAUGAAGCAAUCGAAGUCUUACUCAAAUCUACCUAUAGAUAAACCACAAUAUCGCCAAAACCAAUAUCCAGCCAUUCCAAAUAACUCAGGACCGGCUGUAUAUGAUAAUCAGCCUCCACAACAGCAACAGUAUACAAUUCCUCAAAAUCCUCCUCCAACUAAUGAAUACCCACAACAAUAUAAUGAGCACUUGAUGUCACCACAGAGACAAAAUGUUAGGAUGCCCGUAUCGGUACCUUCUCCAGUCAAUCCACCACAGAUGGGAUACAACGACGGAUAUGGUCAGAUGAUGCCGCCUCAGCCAGAUGCAUAUAACUAUGGCGGUAUGAUGGCACAUUCGCCAUCCCAAUACGGUCAAUUCAUGCCCCCACCACAACAGCAGCAGCAGCAAUUUUCACCACAUCAGUCUCCCCAACAACACAUGCAAAGUCCGUAUGGGAGAGGACAUGGGAAGGCUGCAGCUAUGGGCGGAAUGCCUCCACCUCAGCACCACUAUGGGAACAAAAGACAAAGCAAUUUUGUCCCAAGUGCUAUGCCAGGGCAAAUGGGUCCCCCAGGUGGCUAUAUGCCUGCUAUGGGUGUUCCUGUAGCACAUGGUAUGGGUGCUGGUAACAAGCUACAUGGUGUGAAUAUGAAUAAGAAACGAGAGCAAAAGAAGUUAUAUAAUGAUAUCAGGAGUGGUAACUUUGGUAUAUAA
Molecule: messenger RNA, 3627 nt
Organism: Nakaseomyces glabratus
Lineage: Eukaryota; Fungi; Ascomycota; Saccharomycetes; Saccharomycetales; Saccharomycetaceae
Gene: MSB1
Product: Msb1p
Cellular component (GO): cellular bud tip; cellular bud neck
Source: RefSeq, a predicted model, not a curated record